Rotaria sp. Silwood1 is the source of this 555-nucleotide messenger RNA. NCBI's taxonomy places the organism in Eukaryota, Metazoa, Rotifera, Eurotatoria, Philodinida, Philodinidae. The record is from the annotation of a GenBank genome assembly.
AUGUCUUCAUCUUCAACACAUCAUUUUGUUUCAACAAUUCUUGCUAAACCAAAUAAAACAUCAAAUGAUUUACAAGAAAUAAUUAAUAAAUGGAAUGAUGAUUUAUUACAAAAUGAAGAUUAUCUUCUUCAAUAUGCUCAUCAAUUGAAUCAAAAACAACAAUUACUCAAUAAAACAACUGAAUCAUUAAUUCAAACUCAAGAUUUAUUAACAAAUCUCGAAGAAAAUUUAGAUCAAUUUCAAUUAUCAAUUCAAUCAUUAUCAAAAUAUAAUGAUGAAUUAGAAAAUAAUAUUGAACAAUUAAAAAAAGAAAGUAAAAAUCUUUUACCAAAUAUUCAAUCAAAUCAUAAAAUAGAAGAGGAUCGUUCAAUAACUUCUGACCUUAUGGAAUCGGUUGAUAAUCAAUUGAAUGAACUUGAUAAAACGAUGAAACAACUCUAUGAAAAACUUCAAAUAAAUACAGAUAGUUCAAUUGUAAAUACAAUAGAUGAUUUACAAACAUGUUUUCAUGAUAUUCAUAAUAUUCAAGAAUCAAUGAAACAAAUCAAAUUAUAA